ACAUUGCUUUUCUUGUCAUGUUUUUCAUUAAUUACUUUCUCUCUCUCCAAUUUAUAAAAAACUCACCAGAUUUCAUCUUCCUCAUUCAUCUAUCCUCUCUACCACACUUUCCCCAAUCUCUCUCUCUUGUUCCAAUAUAGAUAAAACAAAAUCACAAAUGAAAUCGGAGGAACAAAUGAGCAUCAGAUCCAUAUAGACGACAUCUAAAUCUAGAUCUGGAUCUAAAUCUAGAUCUGGAUGCAUCUAAAUCUAGAUCUGGAUGAAAUCGGAGGAACAAAUUAUUUUGUGGGUGUUGUAAAGUUGAAAUCUGUUUUCUCCUCUCUCUCUCUCUCAAGAAUUCCCCCCUUCUCUCUCUACAUAUUUGUCUCCGCACAAAAUUAUUUUGUGGGUGUUGUAAAGUUGGAAUCUUUAUGUCGGUUUUCAUCUUGGAACCCUAGUUUUUUUGGGUAUUUUUCGUGUGAAUUUUUAGGGUUUGUUUCAAGUUCUGAUUUUUAGCUCUGUAAUGGAGACUAAUGAUAAUAUUAAUGGUCAAACUGAUGGAUUCAAGAAACCCAAACGCCAGAUGAAGACUCCUUAUCAACUGGAGAUUCUUGAAAAAACCUAUGAUUCCGAGAUGUAUCCGUCUGAGGCGACAAGAGCACAGCUGUCGGAAUCCCUAGGGUUAACCGACCGGCAGUUGCAAAUGUGGUUUUGCCACCGCCGGUUAAAAGAGAAGAAAGAAGAAAUUGUUAAAAAGGUAGUCGGGGAACAGAUGGAGGUUUUAAAAUCUUCUAAACGAGAAUUGAUUGUGGCUGAGCGCGAUGGUUCGUGGUCUAUGUCGCGUCAUGAGUCAUGGUCAGGUUCAGGUUCAGAGUCGGAUUCUAGCCGGGAUAAUGAACCCGUGGUGCGUAGCAGGGCGAAUGAAUUGACCCAAGGUACAGAUGACAUGACUCAUAAUUCUCAUCAUUUUUCAUUUAGUUUACGGAUUGAAAUGUUAUUUUGGAAAUGAAAUGUUUGAACUGCUAUUGCUAUUUCAAAAUCCAUUGAUUGGAUAGAUCUUUUGUAAUUUAUGUUCAAAUAUGUGAUAAAAUACCUGUAAUGUGUAGCUCUUGGGGAUUUAAUUUUUUUUUUUUUUUUGCAAUGUGGGUUGUGUGUAAUAAAAAUAAAGUGAAUUUUUGUUACAUGAAAUAUACUAAUUUGCAAAAGUGAUGGGGAUUCAUAGAGUGUAACAAAUGGGUCUUUACAUUUUUAUGUAACAGAAAGUAAAUUGGUCACGGCUAAUGCUAGUUUACAAAAAUCAGGGGAAUUCAUAGAGUGUAACAACUGGGUCUUAACAUUUUUAUGUAACAGAAAGUAAAUUGGUCACGGUUGUGUUACAAUUUUUGUGUAACAUCCAUGUUGAUAGUUCAUGUUUGCUGGGUUCAGAUCCAUGAAAGUUUUAUACUCUGUUUUUAUUGUUACAUUUUAUUGUUAUUAUUUGAAGUUUUUUUUCUUGACAGAACCUGCCGCCAUAGUGAAGGAGAAAAGGGUUUUUGUAGGUGGUUGAAGAUAGUGGUGAAGGUGCAUGUUACAUUUUUUGAUCAUGUAAAAAGUGGGUUUUGUUGUUGUUACACAUUGUGCAUGUUACAUUUUUUGAUCAUGUAAAAAGUGGGUUUUUUUGUUGUAUAGAAACAUAGUGUUAUUUGUUAUAGAUGUUUACAGAAACAAUGUGUUACAUAAAGUGGUUUUUGUUAUUGUUACACAUGGUAUGUUUUCA
Molecule: messenger RNA, 1735 nt
Organism: Helianthus annuus (common sunflower)
Lineage: Eukaryota; Viridiplantae; Streptophyta; Magnoliopsida; Asterales; Asteraceae
Product: homeobox-DDT domain protein RLT1
Exons: 2
Coding region: 503-988 (161 amino acids)
Biological process (GO): regulation of transcription by RNA polymerase II
Molecular function (GO): DNA binding
Source: RefSeq, a predicted model, not a curated record